AUGAGCUCGGACGACGAGGUCGAGAUCAUCACGCCUACCAAGGCCAGCCGGCGCCGCAUCACCGAGGACGACGAGGUCAUGGGCGACAUGGCCGCGUCGGUACCCGCGCCGAGCAUGGCGAAGCGGCGCCGGAUCACCGAGUACGACUCGGACGUCCCCGACGACUCGCCCGACGUCUCGUCCAGCGUAGCGAAGCGCAAGGCCCUCGUCGUUCUCGAUUCGGACUCGGACGACGACAAACCUGUGACCGAGAUCGACACGGAAGAAGAGAAGCCAGCGCCCCGCCCCGGCGCCAGUCGCUCUCGUCUUCAACACCGCGCCGGUCCUCUCGACGGCUCUCGACCACCCCCAAGAAGAAGAAGCCGCUGGCCUUUGCGACGCUCAACACCGUCGGACUCGGCUGGUGACGGCGACGCCAGCGCGGAAGACGACGACGACUUCAUUGUCGACGACAACCACAUCGAGUACAUGAACGACGACGAAGUCGCAACGACCAACGGCAUCGACGAAGACAACGAGGAACACGUCUACAGCGAAGAAGAGGAUAUCGAGGCCUACCGUGCGUCGCGCAUGUCCCGUGAACGCCACGAGUGGUUUUCCAUCUACAUGGACUACCUGGAGCACUGCAUGAUGGACCCGGCGUUCGAAACCAACAACCGCAACAAGAUCUUUCUCGAAGCCGAGAACCAUGUGGAGCGGGCGCUGUGCCAGCGGCGAGACAGCCUCCGGGGCAUGGUCAAGUGGCCAGACGACCUCGUCCAGGCAAUCGAGCACUGCCCGUCACUGAGUCACGUUCCGGGCCAGUUUUCCAAAAACUGCGAAGCCUGCGAGCGCUCGGAGCACCUCGCGUCGAUACGAGUCCGCUUCUCGGGCAUCCGCUGCGGCGCUUCCGAGCUGUACAAGACGGGCUGGUCCACUCACCUCCAAGCGUGCCGGGAGGAGCCACGCUUGGACAAGGAUAUCUUCGUUCUUGGUAGUGUGUGCUUCAACCGGGUUUUGCUCUACUGGAGUCUCCAUCAAGCCAAGUUUCAGUGGUGCGAGCUCAUCUUGCGCAUGAUCAACGCUGCCAACGGGGAGAAGCCGUCGGAGAACGCUCGCAAAAGCCUGCACGCCCGCGAGUUUCGGCGGCUAAAAGAGCUCGAGAACCUUGUCGACAACUUUGGCGAGGGCAACCAACGGAGCAAAGGCCAGACAAUCCGCAACGUGUGGAAGGGCGUAUCUCAAGCCGCGAGCGAAGAGAGCAUCGCGUCGCGCCCAGGUCACAUUAGCCGCUUUUUCCCGCCCAGCAAUGCCCACGGCCAAGUGCUCGAGACCAGUGACGACGAGAUCCAAACAACGACACGGGAGAACGCCGACGCAAACACCGAAACCGAAGAUGAAGACGACGAUGUGCGAGUUGUCCGCAAGACUCGACGCCAUCAGCAAGUGUACGACGACAACAGUGCCCAAGAGGACGACGUCGUCCCGGUCGCUCUGAACGCGUCGUCCGAGUCGGCAGUGCCGCAAGAGGCGCCGAGCAGCAUCGAGAGCGAGUAUGACGGCGAGAGACGCAACGUCAUCGUGGUGAGCAGCGGGCGCUGUGAAGACGACGACGACGGCGACGAGGAAGAAACAAAGCACGACGAGUUUGGCGACGACGACGAGCUCGUGGGCGAGAGCGAAGACGAUAUCGUCGAGCCGACGGCCAGUGUCGAGGAGGGUGCCUUGUGUCUUCUCUGUCAAGCUCGACCGCGCACCGCGGGCAUGGCGCACGGCUACUACGUCCAUAUCUACUGCUGUUUUGAGUGCGGCAAGAAGGUGUUUCGAGACGAGAAGCGUUGCCACGUGUGCACGCGACCGAUCGACCGGGUCAUGCAUCUGCUUCCGCUGAGUACGCAGGCCGAAACAUGGAUCCGCAACUCGAUCCCGACCCCUUCCAAUUUCCAAUGA
Molecule: messenger RNA, 1929 nt
Organism: Saprolegnia parasitica CBS 223.65
Lineage: Eukaryota; Oomycota; Saprolegniomycetes; Saprolegniales; Saprolegniaceae
Exons: 9
Coding region: 1-1929 (642 amino acids)
Cellular component (GO): nucleus
Source: RefSeq, a predicted model, not a curated record